CAUCAAUGGAUCACAACCUUUUAUCUAUUAUCCAACGGCCUGUAUCGACUCGAUCUCUCAUUAUAAAAGAUGUCCACUGGCUCGUCUCAGCUCCCACUUAAACCUCCUUCGAUCGAAAACCUCUCUACUAGGGUUUUACGGAAAUCGUCUAAGAAUGGCUUUCUUUAGUAAAGCUGGGAAUGUACUCCGACAGGUGGUUAACAAGCCGCAAAUCAGCCAUGAGAUCUCUGCAUCCACACCUUCAGUUUUCCAAAUCCUGCGAUUUAUGUCAUCUUCAAAACUUUUUGUAGGAGGAAUCUCUUGGAGUACAAGUGAUGCAAGUCUUCAAGAUACCUUCCGUAAAUAUGGAGAUGUCAUUGAAGCAAGGGUUAUUACAGAUCGUGAGACAGGCAGAUCCAGGGGGUUUGGCUUUGUUACCUUUGGCAGUGCUGAGGAUGCUAGUGCGGCAAUCCAGGCAUUGGAUGGCCAGAUGCUUGAUGGCCGCUCAAUAAGGGUAAACUAUGCAAAUGAAAGGCCACCACGAAGCUAUGGUGGUGGGUCUGGUGGAUUUGGCAGCGGAGGAUAUGGUGGUGGCAGAUAUGGAGGUGGCGGCGGCUAUGGCGGUGAAGGUGGGUAUGGUGGCAGUGGGAAUUUUGGUGGUCAAGGUGGCGAAGGUAGCUAUGGUGCCAAUAAUUAUGGUAGCGGUGGCAGCAUGGGUUAUGGUGGUGACAACCAGAACUAUGGUGUUGCUGGCGGAGCUGGUGGAGGUGACAACUUCCCCAGUGCUGGCAAUACUUUUGGGAGUAGUGGGUUUGAGGGAAAUACAGGUUUUGGGUACGGCAGCAACAAUGAGAGCAGCAACAUAGAUGAAGCCGGGGGAGAUGAUAGCCAUCCGGAACAGGGGAGCUUUAGAGACGAUGAUGAUCAACCCGAUGACUAUGCCAAAAGAGCCUAGGAUGAUUUGAUUGCUUGACAAUAUUUUGUGCUGCAGCAGAUGCAAAGAUAAUGGAAGAUUCCCUCUUCCCUACCCCUUUUUCUUCAGACCUGCACUUUUUUAUUUAUUUAUUUUUCUUCUCAUUGACUGGCUAUGUAAACUGUAUUUGAGGUUUUGAAACCCUCUUGUUAUAAACAUUUGCCUAAUUAAAGAUGUACGGAUUAUCUUUUUUUUUU
Molecule: messenger RNA, 1149 nt
Organism: Ipomoea triloba (trilobed morning glory)
Lineage: Eukaryota; Viridiplantae; Streptophyta; Magnoliopsida; Solanales; Convolvulaceae
Product: glycine-rich RNA-binding protein 2, mitochondrial-like
Exons: 5
Coding region: 155-934 (259 amino acids)
Molecular function (GO): RNA binding
Source: RefSeq, a predicted model, not a curated record